Molecule: messenger RNA, 1178 nt
Organism: Poeciliopsis prolifica (blackstripe livebearer)
Lineage: Eukaryota; Metazoa; Chordata; Actinopteri; Cyprinodontiformes; Poeciliidae
Gene: psmd8
Product: proteasome 26S subunit, non-ATPase 8
Exons: 7
Coding region: 39-836 (265 amino acids)
Biological process (GO): proteasome-mediated ubiquitin-dependent protein catabolic process
Cellular component (GO): nucleus; cytosol; proteasome regulatory particle
Source: RefSeq, a predicted model, not a curated record
UGACUGUGGCCCGGUGUCGUACAUUUUGCAGACUCACCAUGGCGUUGAAAGAGACAGCGGGGCUGUAUGAGACUCUGAAAGCUGAGUGGAACAAGAAAAACCCGAACCUGAAUAAAUGUGGGGACCUUCUGAGCAAGCUGAAGGUUUCCCUGCUGGAUCUGAACUUUUUACCUACCAGUGGCUCUGCGAUCACCAAGCAGCAGCUCAUUUUAGCUCGGGAUGUCCUUGAGAUCGGAGCCCUGUGGAGCAUCCUGAAGAAAGACAUCCCGUCUUUUGAGCGAUACAUGGCUCAGCUAAAGUGUUACUACUUUGACUACAAGGAUGAACUUCCUGCAGCCGCCUACAUGCACCAGUUGCUUGGACUCAACUUGCUCUUCCUGCUCUCUCAGAACCGAGUGUCUGAGUUUCACACGGAGCUGGAGAGACUAAGCGCUCGAGACAUUCAGACCAACAUUUACAUCAAACAUCCUGUCUCCCUAGAACAGUACCUGAUGGAGGGAAGCUACAACAAGGUUUUCCUCGCCAAAGGAAACAUCCCAGCUGAGAGUUACAACUUUUUCAUAGAUAUUCUGCUGGACACCAUCCGUGACGAGAUUGCAGGUUGCAUAGAAAAGGCCUACGAACAGAUCCAGUUCAGUGAAGCGACCAGAGUUCUUUUCUUCAACUCUCCCAAGAAGAUGACAGACUACGCCAAGAAGAGAGGCUGGACUCAGAACCGGGACGGUUACUACACCUUCACCACCCAGCAGCAGCGGACGGAGGAGGUGAACAUCCCGUCCACAGAGCUGGCGCAGCAGGUCAUCGAAUACGCGCGGCACCUGGAAAUGAUUGUGUAAUCCGCCCCCGGGAAACACUCGGCCACGCAGAGACAAACACGCCGCAGCGGCAGGAAGCACCAGACCACUUCGAACUCCAGCGCCGCCGUUCCCUCAGGGCGGAUCUGCAGACCAAACUGAGUUUAAUCUGGAUUAUUUUCAACAUUUACCUUGGACGUUUUUGUUUUUUAAGCUUGAUUAAACGCAUAGAACUUUUUAUUUUCUUCUUUACUUUCAGAAAUGUAAUUUUUUUGUGCCCACAACUGAAAAACGCCAUUAAAAUUUGUUUUCUAACCAGUGAUGUCACUUCCUCCCCAGACGGUUUAUAACAAAAUUGUUUGCAAUAAACUGUUCAGAAAAUAA